Schistosoma mattheei is the source of this 870-nucleotide messenger RNA. The record is from the annotation of a GenBank genome assembly. NCBI's taxonomy places the organism in Eukaryota, Metazoa, Platyhelminthes, Trematoda, Strigeidida, Schistosomatidae.
AUGUCGGAUUCAGACUCAUCAUGCGAUGUACAAGAAAUCUUAGCCUGCCCUGGGUUGUAUGAAGAAAUUACACAUGAGAAGAAACAUGUGUAUAAUAAGUCAGCUCUAAUGAAUACUCUCAAUAGUAUUAGAAAAAAUCUCCCAUGGAUCGAGCGAUUAGAUGUCACAUGUAUGGCAGCUCCAGCUCAAAAAGAUUUAGAUUUGGAUGACUUACAACAUAUCGAUCCAGAUGAUGAUUUUAAACGUGAAAACUUUUUUUACCGUGUAGCUCAGGCAGCGGUGCUUAUAGCUAUACCUCAAUUACACGCUUUAGAUGUACCGACUAAACGUCCAUCUGAUUACUUUGCAGAAAUGGUCAAAACAGAUGAUCACAUGACAAAGGUUAAAAAAUAUCUAAUUGAAACUAAACAAAAAUUAGCAUUACGUGAACGUGCUAGACAAAUAAGAGAACGACGUAAAUUUGGUAAACAAGUUCAACAGACUGUUAAUCAAACACGUAAAGAAGAAAAACGUAAACUAACGGAAGCUGUAAAGAAUACAUGGAAAAAACUGGAAUUAAUCAAAGAUUAUGAACCGAAAAAUGAUAAAUCCAACAUGAAAACAUCAUCAUCAAAGAGUUUUCAUACAGCAAAAGAUUAUGCAAAUCGGCGGAAAAUUAAUCAAAAACGUGUUUAUAAAAAUAAUAAAUAUGGUCAUGGUGGACAAAAAAAGCGUCAAAAACGUAAUACAUCUGAAUCAGUUAAUAUCGGAGCACGACGUGAUUUCAGUCAAUUAAAACAUCAAGCUACACCAAAUAAAGCUAAACAAAUUCGUUUAAAUUAUCGUAAAUUAAAACAAAAACAUAAGAAAAUGACAAAAAAACGUGGUUAA